This is a messenger RNA of Danio aesculapii, 5156 nucleotides long. It is a transcript of the gene wdr26a, whose product is annotated as WD repeat domain 26a. The coding region runs from base 401 to 2173 and encodes 590 amino acids. Gene Ontology annotation, biological process: proteasome-mediated ubiquitin-dependent protein catabolic process. The transcript is spliced from 14 exons. NCBI's taxonomy places the organism in Eukaryota, Metazoa, Chordata, Actinopteri, Cypriniformes, Danionidae. Gene Ontology annotation, molecular function: protein binding. Gene Ontology annotation, cellular component: GID complex. The record is from RefSeq and is a predicted model, not a curated record.
UCACCGCGCACGGACGUCCGUAAUGGACUUGCAGCUGUUCCCUGACAAACAAUAACAAGAGCAGCGAGCGACUGAACGAGCAAACGGCGGCGGCUUUUCCGCGUCUGUGACCGCGCUGAUAUUGAGCCCGCGAGGCGUCUCGACUCUGACAUUACCGGCGAGGAAAACUCUGGCCUCCGCUGCCUCUUCUUCCGACUCGGAAACCGGCGGAGCUUCGCCGCCACCGCGGAAGAAAAGCCGAGUCUCGGCGGCGGAGGGAGCAGGACAGAGCGGGGCGUCUGCAGCCGGGAUCACGGGCCUCUCUGCGGCGUCUCUCCCAACCCCCCACCGGCGCUCGGCCAUCGGCUUCAAUAACAGCCCACAGGCGCGCGGAUCCGCCACCGUCACCGCGGAUCUUAACAUGCAGGCCAACGGCACCGGAGGACAGGAGCCGGAGCCGCAGCUGUCCUGCCGGAACGGAGAGUCCUCGUCCUCCGCCGCAGGAGCUGUGCACUCCAACGGGCUGCUGUCCUCCGCUAAUAACGGGCUGCCGUCGUCCACCGAGAGCCCGGCUCCGGACACCGGGAUGAAGAAGAAGAAACGGCUGUCUCAGAGCGACGAGGACGUGAUCAGACUCAUCGGACAGCAUCUACACGGGCUGGGACUCAAUCAAACUGUGGACCUGUUGAUGCAGGAGUCAGGCUGUAGACUUGAACAUCCUGCUGCCACCAAGUUCAGGAAUCACGUGAUGGAGGGAGAAUGGGAAAAGGCUGAGAGUGACCUGAAUGAGCUGAAGGCACUGAUGCAUUCACCCAGCGCUGUGGUGCGGAUGAAGUUCCUGCUCCUGCAGCAGAAGUAUCUGGAGUAUCUGGAGGACGCCAAGGUUCUCGAGGCACUGCAGGUGCUCAGGUCCGAGCUCACACCGCUCAAGUACAACACCGAGCGCAUCCACGUCCUCAGCGGGUACCUGAUGUGCAGUAAUUCGGAGGAUCUGCGUCUGAAAGCGGAGUGGGAAGGCAAAGGAACAGCCUCGCGAUCCAAACUCCUGGACAAGCUUCAGACGUAUCUCCCUCCGUCAGUGAUGCUGCCUCCGCGGCGGCUGCAGACUCUGCUCCGUCAGGCUGUGGAGCUGCAGAGAGAUCGAUGUCUUUACCACAACACCAAGCUGGACAGCGGCCUGGACAACGUCUCGCUGCUCAUUGACCACGUCUGCAGCAGGAAACAGUUUCCCUGCUACACCCAGCAGAUCCUGACCGAGCACUGCAAUGAAGUCUGGUUCUGCAAGUUCUCCAACGACGGCACCAAACUGGCCUCGGGCUCCAAAGACACCACCGUGAUCAUCUGGCAGGUUGACCCUGACUCUCAGCAGCUCAAGCAGCUCAAGACUCUGGAAGGUCAUGCCUAUGGGGUUUCCUAUCUGGCCUGGAGCCCCGAUGACACUUACCUGAUAGCGUGCGGCCCAGACGACUGCUCUGAGCUCUGGCUCUGGAACGUUCAGACAGGGGAACUGAGAACCAAAAUGAGCCAGUCCCAUGAGGACAGCCUGACCAGCGUGGCCUGGAAUCCAGACGGCAAGCGUUUUGUUACCGGGGGUCAGAGAGGCCAGUUCUACCAGUGUGAUUUGGAUGGGAACCUGCUAGACUCUUGGGAAGGCGUCCGUGUUCAGUGUCUGUGGUGUUUGGGUGACGGCAGGACAGUUCUGGCCUCAGACACACAUCAGCGCAUACGAGGAUACAACUUUGAAGACCUGACUGACAGAAACAUAGUUCAAGAGGACCAUCCUAUAAUGUCCUUCACAGUGUCAAAGAAUGGAAGAUUAGCUCUGUUAAAUGUCGCAACUCAGGGGGUUCAUCUGUGGGACCUGCAGGACCGGGUAUUAGUCCGGAAGUACCAGGGUGUGACUCAGGGCUUCUACACAAUCCACUCCUGCUUUGGCGGAUACAAUGAAGACUUUAUCGCGAGUGGCAGUGAAGACCACAAAGUUUACAUCUGGCACAAGCGUAGCGAGCUGCCGAUCGCCGAGCUGACAGGACACACGCGCACCGUCAACUGUGUGAGCUGGAACCCGGUGCUGCCGGGCCUGAUGGCCAGCGCCUCUGAUGACGGCACGGUCAGGGUUUGGGGUCCCGCGCCCUUCCUCGACUCCCAGGACACCGACGGACUCACCGUAGAAUGCUAUAGCAUGGACAGUUGAUGUUGACUCUGGAGCAGAUGUCCACUUCGGGAAACACACAGUGAGACACACUAUAGACUUUUGUGAAUAAAGAAUGAGAAAUGAAGUAAACGGAACGGCAGUUUUUUCCAGGCGGUUUCACAUCCCCACCUGCGGAGACGCCGUUUCACUCGAUUAAACAUGACGCCGGCGGCCAUCUUUUCACCAUCUGACUUCGCAUCCGCGCGCCGCAUCACUUGACGGACAUGACGAGGACACGCCCCUUUGGUUGAAGCUCCGCCUCCUCCUGCAAACACUGCAACCUGAGUGGACGACUGCUUCCUGGAGACACCCACACACAAACACACACAGCGUUAUUUAUUACCGCUUUAAUUUAUUAUUGUGAAUGAAUCAAGGCCUCAGGCCUGCUUUGUGUUCCGUAUGAUAAUAUUCAGUCGGCGAGGAGACUAAAAAUGCGGAGAGAAAACCAAUCAUAUCCUUACUUUUCAGCAUGAACUUCUUUUGGCCGCCUCGUCCGCUUGAAAGUGAGUGUCUUCACCAGCAGAGGUAAUGUUUUAGUUUAUUCUCCACUAUUUUAAAUGACUGAAUUCACAGGCAUUUUUAACAGCUUAACAAACCCACUCAUGUUUUUGUUUUCGUGGUACUGGCAAAGAUUUGAUCGAUUGUUUUUCUUUCUUCUGGAGACGGAAAUUUACGAAGACGCAUUAAAAUCCAGCGACCCAUAGACUUCCAGCAUGCUAAACGUCCUGCUAGGUUACAAACACAUGUAAAUAUCGGCCUUCGUAAGUGGCUAGUAGCUGUUCAUGUCAUGAAAUCAAGGUCGUUUUCGCAGUGAAUGUGUGUGUGAGGAACGAAUUUGACCUCCCAAAAAUGUUUUGUUUGUCGCGAGCGCUCCGUUGUUUUCUCCUUGUUUCAUGUUAUUUUUAAAGGGGGAGUGAAGCAGUCAAGUUUACAAUAUUUUGUACAUUGGAUUCCACUUUAAUGAAAAUAUAUUAAACACACUGGAUUAAUGUAACCAUUUAGAAAGCAGCAUGUUUUACUAUCAAUUUUAGACCUAGGGCGCCGCCAUCUUGGAAUAUCGCUGUGUCUGACGUCACGGGGUUGGUUCCGUUCCCUCAGCUGAGCAGAUACAGUGAAAGUAAAGGACUGAACAUGAAGACUAAACAGAUUUAACACAAUGCAUGAAGUUGUGGACGUGGAGCUGCUGCAAAUACAAGCAUCAGAUGUUUGUCUAAUGUAAACAAUAUAAAUAUGAAGAGUUCAGAUGCAAAAACCUCUAAAAACCUUCUGAAGUUUUCUACUAAAAUGAGCAUUUUUCCCAGCCUCAUGUUUAUGUUGAAGUAUUUCACUUUAAAGGCGAUGAAAAGAAUUUAUUCGUGACGAUAAAAUUUCUGAGCCCAGUCGAAGAAAAAAAUGCUCAUUUUACAAGAAAAUAUCAACGGCAUUUAGAGGUUUUUGCAUCUAAACUCAUAUUUAUUCUGUUUUUCCUUUUUUCCCUUUUAAUUACCCUGCUGAAAAAACCAGCUUAAACCAGCCUUGGCUGGUUGGCUGGUUUUAGCUGGUUGACCAGCCUGGUUUUAGAGAGAUUUGGGCCAUUUCCAGGCUGGUUUUCAGCUAUUUCCAGCCUGGUCUUAGCUGGUCAGGCUGGAAAAUGACCAGCUAAAUACAACUAAAACCAGCCUGACCAGCCUGGUUUAAGCUGGUUAUAGCUGGUUUUGGCUGGGCACCCAGCCUGCCUAGGCUGGUCAAGCUGGUUUUAGCUGGUCAUCUCCCAGCCUGACCAGCUAAGACCAGCCUGGAAAUGGCCAAAACCCCUCUAAAACCAGGCUGGUCGACCAGCUAAAACCAGCCAACCAGCCUAGGCUGGUUUAAGCUGUUUUUAUCAGUAGGGUACCGAUCAUUUGAUGUGAUUUGGUCCACUUUCUGUGUUACGCUGCCUGACAGCCUGUCUGGGUUUUAACCAUGGUAGUAACUAACUACUUCCAAUCCUUUACUUCCACUGUAUCUGUUCAGCUGAGGGAACAGAACCAACCCCGUGACGUCAGACACCGCGAUAUUCCAAGACGGCAGUGUUCUAGGUCUAAAAUCGAUAGUAAAACAUGCCGUUUUCUUCUAAAUGGUUACAUUAAUCCAGUUUGUUUAAUAUAUUUUCAUUAAAGUGGAAUCCAAUGUACAAAAUAAUGUAAACUUGACUGCUUCACUCCCCCUUUAAUGCUUUUUUAAAUCGUGUUUAUGAUUACUCAUUGUUUUAUUGGCUUUUAUUUAGUUGUUUUCUGUUGGCUUCAUUGCUUUACCCUUGUAUUAUGGUAUAUAUCUCGGCAAGUGGCCUCUUAAAUGCUUUUUUCUAUCGGUGAAUUUCUUAUACUUUCAUACCAUCAGUACGCGCAGGUGUACUCUUAAUGAUUUGGGUAUUCGGAGUGUGAUCACUCCAGCGAACUACUUUGCCUACUUUGAGUUCUUCUGUAAUUAUGUGCUCUUCAUAUGAAGAAUCUAUAGAUAUAAAUAUAUAUAUAUAUAAAUUAUAUAUAUAUUAAUACAGACUUGCGUGUGUGUAUUUCUCGCCAUGUAUCCUCCCUUACAGAUGUUAAGCGUUUCUCACCUGCAUCAGGUAAACUCCUUGUACAGGUUACUCGUACCCUGACCUGUUCUGAGUGACGCGGGGAAAAAAAAGGCAAAGCGGUGCAUGCAGAAACACCCUCACACGUGGAGAUCUCACACACUCGUGGUGUUGUACGUUCUGGUUUAUGCAACUGAACUGCUUUCCUUUGCUUCUGAAUAUUUGUGUUUCCUUCCAGUCUUAGUUUUUGAGGUUGUUGUGCUUCGGGCUGGUGAACUAAGCUAGACUUUUGGGCUACGACUAAGUUUAUUGCAGUCAGGUUCAUGAGGAUCUGUCCUGCAUUUUCAGUGUGUUAUUAUUCUAAGUGAUUGUACUAUUAUGUAAUGUUCUGUAGGAGAGGUGUUAUGUAUACAUACUUUCAAUAAAGCAUUCAGGGUUUUAAGACUA